AGAUAUUAUUGUGUGAAGCUGUUGAAACAUAUGCAUCCCAAACACCGAGAAACAGCAGCCAGCCCAGCACGCAAUAUUGUCCUUACUCAUUUUCACAUUUCAAUCUUCAACGUCCGAUCUACUUUCAUCUGACGGAAUAUAUUUCUCCACGCUUCUCUCCCACUAUCCUUUGAUCCACCCUUUUCGUCAUGGCUCAUAUUCUUCCACGAUUACCAUCUCUCCACCGUCCGAUUGAAUUGAAAUCUAAGGGUCGUUAAUUUCUCUGCACUUUUCCCCUGCAAAUUUCUCUCUCUCUAACAUUAAUAUCCCGCUCUUUUUCUCUUUCUAAAACGAAGUUUUUUUUUUUUUCAUAUUUGUUUGUCGUUUGUCUGUGUGAAAAAAAAAUUGAGAAGAUAAUGCAGGAGCAAGCAUCUAGUUCGAUUGCAGCUAAUUCUCUGCCUUCUAGCAGUGAAAGAUCUUCUAGUUCUGCUCUUCAACUUGAAGUCAAAGAAGGUAUGGAGAGUGACGAGGAAAUCAGGAGAGUGCCGGAGUUCGGCGGUGAACAGGCCGGAACCUCUGCCUCCGGUCGUGACGCCAGUUCAGUUGCGGGUCGAGAUCGAGUUCAGGCUCCAGGGGAGGGUCAGACUCCAAGAAAGAGAGGGAGGAGCCCAGCUGAUAAAGAGAACAAGCGGCUAAAAAGGUUGCUGAGGAAUAGAGUUUCAGCUCAGCAAGCAAGGGAAAGGAAGAAAGCAUACUUGAAUGAGUUGGAAACAAGAGUCAAAGACUUGGAAAAGAAGAACUCUGAGCUUGAAGAGAGGCUUUCCACAUUACAGAAUGAGAAUCAAAUGCUUAGACAUAUAUUGAAGAAUACUACAGCAAGCAGGAGAGGAGGCAGCAGUAAUACUAAUGGAGAUGGUUCUUUGUAGGUGAGAAAAUCAGAGGAGGGUAUCUGAGAUAGUAACGGUGAAUGUGCAAAAUUUUUCCUGGGGCAUCAGAUGAAUUUAUCCUGAAGUACCUGGUUCAGUCCUUGUUCUGAUGCUGACUCUCCAUGGAAGUUUCUUCAAUUUUAAAAUUCGCCAUGGCAUUUUGGGCAUGUGCUCAAUGUAUCCGUGGUGGGGCCACGAGGGGUGGGGACUGGGAGUAGAUUGCUAAGAUGCUAUGUGUUUUGCAUUUUGUUGAGAUGUCUUUUCUAUUUAUACAUGAAGGAAAAGGGUGGGGGCGAUAGUGAGGAUCACCCAGAAUUAGCUGUCUUUUAAUAAACAAAAGCUACAGUGGUUGCCCAAAAUGAGAAAUAUUGUGUCGGCAUUUUUGUCUUCUGUAGUUCUCUUAGAUCUUGAAAUGUUUUUUAUUUGUAUCAACAGAGUGUUAUUAUUCCUUCCCAUCUAACAAAAACUUACUAGUGAGUACUUCUUUUC
Messenger RNA from Ricinus communis (castor bean), 1394 nucleotides. Its product is annotated as transcription factor HY5. Gene Ontology annotation, biological process: positive regulation of transcription by RNA polymerase II; red or far-red light signaling pathway; regulation of photomorphogenesis. Gene Ontology annotation, molecular function: DNA-binding transcription factor activity, RNA polymerase II-specific. The record is from RefSeq and is a predicted model, not a curated record. The transcript has 4 exons. NCBI's taxonomy places the organism in Eukaryota, Viridiplantae, Streptophyta, Magnoliopsida, Malpighiales, Euphorbiaceae. Bases 396 to 905 code for a protein of 169 amino acids. Gene Ontology annotation, cellular component: nucleus.